This is a messenger RNA of Saccostrea echinata, 1138 nucleotides long. Its product is annotated as procathepsin L-like. Gene Ontology annotation, cellular component: lysosome. The record is from RefSeq and is a predicted model, not a curated record. The transcript has 6 exons. Gene Ontology annotation, molecular function: cysteine-type endopeptidase activity. Lineage: Eukaryota; Metazoa; Mollusca; Bivalvia; Ostreida; Ostreidae. Bases 1 to 996 code for a protein of 331 amino acids.
AUGAAAAUUCUGUUGGUGAUCGCAAGCUUGUUGGUGGCAGCUUUCACUACGCCGAUCUUCAACCAAGAUCUGGAUAACGAUUGGGUCCUAUACAAGCAAGGUCAUAAAAAGAACUACGCACCGGAAGAAGAACAACUCAGGCGCCUGAUUUGGGAGGACAAUGUACGUCACAUCCAGAAGCACAACCUGGCUGCUGACCGCGGAGAGCAUACGUACUGGUUAGGGGAGAACGAAUAUGCCGACAUGACCAUUUUUGAAUUCCGGGCUGUUAUGAAUGGAUACAUCAUGAACGCGAACAGAACAAAGGGAGAAAUGUACAUGUCGCCUAGCAACAUUGGUGACCUUCCCGACAAGGUCGAUUGGAGAGACAAAGGUUACGUCACAGAUGUCAAAAACCAAGGUCACUGUGGGUCCUGCUGGUCUUUCUCCGCCACUGGGUCACUUGAAGGUCAACACUUCAAGGCCACCAAUAAACUGGUUUCCCUUUCCGAACAGAAUCUCGUCGACUGCUCACAGAGAGAAGGAAACCAUGGAUGCAAGGGCGGAUUGAUGGACAAUGCCUUCAGAUACAUUGAGAAAAACAAAGGAAUUGAUACUGAGGAGUCUUACCCAUACACAGCUAAGGACGGAUUCUGCAGAUUCAAGGAGAGCAAUGUAGGCGCCACAGACACUGGAUAUGUUGAUAUUCCCCAUCAAUCGGAAAGCAAACUACAAGAAGCUGUUGCUACCGUCGGCCCUAUUUCUGUUGCUAUGGACGCUGGUCAUAAGUCAUUCCAGCUGUACAAGAAGGGAGUUUACAGCGAACCAGCCUGCAGCUCUGUAAAACUUGAUCAUGGUGUGCUAGCUGUUGGUUAUGGAACUGAAAGCAGCGAAGAUUAUUGGCUUGUUAAAAAUAGCUGGGGUGAAUCUUGGGGAAUGGACGGAUACUUUAUGUUGGCCAGAAACAGGCGGAACAUGUGCGGAAUUGCCACUCAGGCCAGCUAUCCCAAAGUUUAAACAAUAAACAAUCUCACCAGAGGGCGUGUCUCAACAUACAUAUCAUCCGAAUUUCCUCCACAUCUUUUUUCACCUCAUUGUUUUGUUCUAUUUGACUUUUUAUCUUUUUUAUCUUGAUUAAAAUAUCUAUUAUAAAUGAAAA